AAGUUCAAUAUGUUACAACAUGAAGGCUCAUGACUAGCCUGAUGAUUGUUUUUAAAAGUACAUAAACAAUGGAAAUUGGAAAGACGUUAUCUUACGAUCCAUCUGCUAAUACGGUGUGAAGCUUUCUCUUUACUGACUAGACAUGGCUGGUCUUCUCUUCUAUUUCAAACCCUCUACUCUCUUGGCGAAUUAUCCCAUUUUGAGUGAUAAAACCAUCUACUUGAAAUGAUUUUUUGUAGGGACAUAGCAAUGUAGACAGACAUUGGCAUAUUCAUCAGUAGCAAGGAUCUUAUUCUUAUCUGCUGCUGUAAAUCAACAUUUGUUUGUUUCUGCCUUUUUCAGUGUCCCUCUAUUCCCAGCAGAGAGAAGACUGUCAGCAUGAAGAGGGAGAAUCAGAGCAGUGUGUCUGAGUUCCUCCUCCUGGGCCUCCCCAUCUGGCCAGAGCAGCAGGCUGUGUUCUUCACCCUGUUCCUGGGCAUGUACCUGAUCACGGUGCUGGGGAACCUGCUCAUCAUCCUGCUCAUCCGGCUGGACUCUCACCUUCACACCCCCAUGUUCUUCUUCCUCAGCCACUUGGCUCUCACUGACAUCUCCCUUUCAUCUGUCACUGUCCCAAAGAUGUUAUUAAGCAUGCAAACUCAGGAUCAAUCCAUUCUUUAUGCAGGGUGUGUAACUCAGAUGUAUUUUUUCAUAUUUUUCACUGAUCUAGACAAUUUCCUUCUCACUUCAAUGGCAUACGAUCGGUAUGUGGCCAUCUGUCACCCCCUCCGCUAUACCACUAUCAUGAAAGAGGGACUGUGUAACUUACUAGUCGCUGUGUCCUGGAUCCUCUCCUGUACCAAUGCCCUGUUUCACACUCUCCUCCUGGCCCAGCUGUCCUUUUGUGCUGACAACACCAUCCCCCAUUUCUUCUGUGAUCUUGUUGCCCUACUCAAGCUCUCAUGCUCAGACAUCUCCCUCAAUGAGCUGGUCAUUUUCACAGUGGGACAGGCAGUCAUUACUCUACCACUAAUAUGCAUCUUGAUCUCUUAUGGCCACAUUGGGGUCACCAUCCUGAAGGCUCCAUCUACUAAGGGCAUCUUCAAAGCUUUGUCCACCUGUGGCUCUCACCUCUCUGUGGUGUCUCUGUAUUAUGGCACAAUUAUUGGACUGUAUUUUCUCCCCUCAUCCAGUGCCUCCAGUGACAAGGACGUAAUUGCCUCUGUGAUGUACACGGUGAUCACCCCAUUGCUGAAUCCCUUCAUUUGUAGCCUAAGGAACAGGGACAUAAAGGGAGCCCUGGAGAGACUCUUCAACAGGGCAACAGUCUUAUCUCAAUGACAUUUACUCUUCUUUAUAACAGACAUAUGUAUUGACCUAUUUCCAGAUCAUAGAUCCUUACUUCUGAUCCCAGCAAGGGAUAAGUGCUCAGUAACUCUCUGAUGACUUGAAUUGCAUUCUGUUACAGUUAUUCUCCCUUUUCCUCUUUAGUGCAAAUUGUGAAUUCUGAAUUUACAUAAUUGUUUAUUUAUCUUGCCUAUUAGAUUCAGAAAUUACAUAGUUAACAGAACUUAAAUCCUUCAUUUUAUUUCCUGGAAAUUUAUUUGUUCUUAGGAAUUGUUUAAAUAUGUUGACUAACAGGAUUCCCUUGCCAUAGAAAAGUUGAAGGAUUGGGUACUUGUAAAGGCAUUUCCCUUUCUUUCUUCCCAUUCAGUUCUCUUCUCACAUUUUUUAUUGUUGUUGCUGAUGGUGGUGGGUAAGGAGAAGAAACUAUAUAGUACCCUUUACAGAUCCAAAAAGCUAUUCACUGUCAUAAGUUCAGCUGUUCCACUUCAGAACUUGAGGUUCCUCUUCUAGACUACAAUAACUUUCAUUCAACAGUUCACUUUCAGACCCAUGUUUAUGAAGCUUUCUGACUACACAUGUGAGUUUCAAUCACGCCGCAGACUCACUCCAGGUAAUGAAUGAGAAGAACAAAAAAGUCUUCACAGUCAGGAGCCUUCUGUUGCCGUCACUAAAUUUGAUCCCUUUCCCAUUCAGUGUCUUCGUUGUCUUUCUUAUUGAAAAGCAUUUCUACUCAGCUUAAUGGCCCCUAGUUUGUAUUAUAUGCCCAAGUCAUCUUUUAUCUUUUUCUUCUAUCUUCUAUGGUCUCCGCCAUCCAGUGAAGGGCAUAUAGGUCUCUUUUUUCAUUCCUCUACUUAAAGAUAAACAGAACUACAAAUGCUUCUGAGAAGCAGCAACGUGUAGCUGCAAGAGAAGAAUAUUUGGAAAGCUACAUCUCAUUUGUAAUCUCUAUAUACCAGGGUGGUGGCUGCGUGGCCUCAGACAAUUCACCCAAUUCCUUUGAACCUCAAUUUCUUCUUCUGUAUAGGUGAAAAAAGUUCUGCAACACCUAACAUAUUUUAUUUGAAGUAAAUGCAGUAAUAAAUUGGGCUUAACACUA
Messenger RNA from Pan troglodytes (chimpanzee), 2422 nucleotides. It is a transcript of the gene OR1J4, whose product is annotated as olfactory receptor family 1 subfamily J member 4. Lineage: Eukaryota; Metazoa; Chordata; Mammalia; Primates; Hominidae. Bases 379 to 1320 code for a protein of 313 amino acids. Gene Ontology annotation, biological process: G protein-coupled receptor signaling pathway. Gene Ontology annotation, cellular component: membrane. The transcript has a single exon. The record is from RefSeq and is a predicted model, not a curated record. Gene Ontology annotation, molecular function: G protein-coupled receptor activity; olfactory receptor activity.